GUCAUGGAGGACGCCGGCGACGAUCUGGACCUCCUCAUGUCCCUGGACGAGGAUGGCGCCCAGGUCGUCCUCGAGACCCCUCCGUCCUCCCCGCCCCCCGCCGGCGGCCACGGCGCCUACACCCCUCCGAGGGCGGCGCCCCGCCCCGGCGGCACCGACAUGUCCGUCUUCCGCGACGCCGUCAAGGACUACAUCGAGGCCGUCCCGGCCUCCACCUCCGGAUCCGGCCCCAAGCGCCCCAAGCUCCCCAAAUCGACCCAAACCCUCGUCGACAACUACUCCGGCCUCCGCAUCAAGAACAUGGCCAUCUCGCCGCUCGAGAUCGCCGACCGCUUCGCCGACGUCCGAUUCGUCCGCAUUUCCGCCUUCCAGAACCUGGCCGGCGGCGACACCUUCUCGGGCUGCUGGGCGACCGCCGGCGUGGUGCUGGACAAGGGCACGACGCGAGUGAGCGCCCAGGGGCAGGACUACAGCAUCUGGAAGAUGGGCGCGCUGGACGACUCCGAGGUGUCCGUGUUCCUCUUCGGGGACGCCCACACCCACUACUCUGGCGGCGCCGUCGGCGACGUCUUCGCGCUCUUCAACGGCAACGUCCGAGUGGACAAGGCGGGGAAAGGGUUCUCGGUGAGUGUUGGCUCAGUGGGGCAGAUGAUGAAGAUGGGCGUCUCGGCGGAUUUCAGUCUCUGCAAAGGGAAGAGAAAAGAUGGGAUGGCUUGCACCAUGGCCACAAACAAGCGUAAGGGAUCAUACUGCAAAUUUCAUUCCUCGAACACAUCAUCACAGAAGCACUUUACUGGCAGAGCGGAGCUUAAGGGUGGAAACUUUCAGUUUGCUGCCAAUUUACGCUCCAGAGGGAUUUACAUGGUCAAGCCUCCCUCAGAGCAAUCUGGUCCAAGAAAUCCAUCAAGACCAGUGAAAGUAAUGUCAGUCGAUGGACUGAAAAGGGCUUUAAGUCAUGCAGAUAAAGUGACCAGUAAGAACAACUCUCAGGGCAUCAGGUUCCUCUCCCAUGUCACAGGCGGCACUGAACCGAAACUCGUGAGGAAUGGUGCUACAGUUCUGGAGAAGCCGAUGUCAACCUGGAGCAGCCUUUCAGCAAAGCUGAGCGCAAGCAGAAGAGCGACAUCUUCUGGCACCAAGUUAGCACCCAAACCGAGCCUGCAGAAGCAAGAACAAGACGCCAAGAGAAGAAAGGCGAAUGAACCUCCGGGGAACACAAUCGAGCUGGACCUAGGCAGCUCAGAUGACGAGGAGAUCGACAUAGUGCUCCGACGCUGAUUGGCCUAGCCCACUUUUCCAGUGGAUGUCGAUGUACAAGUGGCGCAGCCUAGCCAGGUUCAUGGUUUAGGGACACAUUUUCUUGAGUGGCUGUAAAUGUACAACCAAGAGUGAACAGGGAUAUUCUACAGAGUUGCAAGUGCCGUUUCACAGACAACACAUGAUGUAGUUGAGGCGCCUAUGUAUAUUUGAUUCCUUGUUUAAGAGGUGAUGAUCUGAAA
Lolium rigidum is the source of this 1499-nucleotide messenger RNA. Its product is annotated as protein MCM10 homolog. The transcript is spliced from 9 exons. Lineage: Eukaryota; Viridiplantae; Streptophyta; Magnoliopsida; Poales; Poaceae. Gene Ontology annotation, biological process: DNA replication initiation; DNA replication. The coding region runs from base 4 to 1278 and encodes 424 amino acids. Gene Ontology annotation, cellular component: replication fork protection complex; nucleus. The record is from RefSeq and is a predicted model, not a curated record. Gene Ontology annotation, molecular function: DNA replication origin binding; single-stranded DNA binding.